This is a messenger RNA of Anopheles cruzii, 1752 nucleotides long. RefSeq names its product developmentally-regulated GTP-binding protein 2. Gene Ontology annotation, biological process: cytoplasmic translation. The record is from RefSeq and is a predicted model, not a curated record. Lineage: Eukaryota; Metazoa; Arthropoda; Insecta; Diptera; Culicidae. Bases 189 to 1280 code for a protein of 363 amino acids. Gene Ontology annotation, cellular component: cytoplasm. The transcript is spliced from 3 exons. Gene Ontology annotation, molecular function: GTP binding; GTPase activity.
UUGAAUCGCUGUGCCGCUGUCCGAGAUACCGAUGGUGUUGUCCGUAUUGCAAAACCGCAACUCCGUCGCCUGUAGCUCCGACGGUCAUCGACUAACAACCUGGUCACCCAGAAAUUGGUGAGAUUUAGAAAGAUCUUCGCUGUGAUAGCCAAUUAGAGAAGAAGGAGUCUCCCAAACUCACCGUCAUCAUGGGUAUCCUCGAUAAGAUCUCCGACAUCGAGAAGGAAAUUGCCAAAACACAGAAAAAUAAAGCGACGGAGUAUCAUCUCGGGUUGCUGAAAGCAAAACUCGCCAAGUACCGCUCGCAACUGCUGGAACCGUCGAAAAAGGGCGAGAAGGGCGAAGGGUUCGAUGUGCUCAAGUCGGGAGAUGCGCGUAUCGCGCUGAUCGGUUUCCCGUCCGUCGGCAAAUCGACCCUUCUGUCGACGCUGACCAAAACCGAGAGCGAAGCGGCCAACUACGAGUUCACCACGCUAACGUGCAUCCCGGGUGUGAUCGACUACAAGGGCGCCAACAUACAGCUGCUCGAUCUGCCCGGUAUCAUCGAGGGGGCGUCGCAAGGUAAAGGCCGCGGCCGGCAGGUGAUAGCGGUAGCACGCACCGCCGACCUGGUGCUGAUGAUGCUAGACGCAACGAAGCCGAACGUGCACCGCGAUCUGCUCGAGUACGAGCUCGAGUCGGUCGGCCUGCGGCUAAACAAACGGAAGCCGAACAUCUACUUCAAGAUCAAGAAGGGCGGCGGCCUUAGCUUCAACGCCACCUGCACGCUGACGCGAUGCAACGAAAAGAUGGUCCAAACGAUACUGCACUCAUUCAAAAUCUUCAACGCGGAGGUGCUGUUCCGGGAGGACUGCACCGAGGACGAGUUCAUCGACGUGGUGACCGGCAACCGAAUCUACGUGCCGUGUAUCUACGUGUACAACAAGAUCGAUCAGAUCUCGAUCGAGGAAGUGGAUCGGCUGGCUCGCCAACCCUUCUCGGUCGUCGUUAGCUGCAACAUGCACCUCAAUCUGGACUACUUGCUCGAGGUACUGUGGGAACACCUGCAGUUGAUUCGCGUAUACACCAAGAAACCGGGAGCGCCGCCCGACUUUGAUGACGGUCUCAUCUUGCGCAAGGGCGUCUCGGUGGAGCACGUGUGCCAUGCCAUCCAUCGCACACUGGCCGCCGCGUUCAAGUAUGCGCUUGUAUGGGGUACCUCGACCAAGUACUCGCCGCAGCGGGUUGGCAUCUCGCACGUCAUGAGCGACGAGGAUGUCAUUCAGGUUGUUAAAAAGUAGGGCGCACCGGUUGGUUUUGUUCAUUUCUGGCGUUUUCGACGGUUUGGUUUUUCUUCGCGACUCGGUCGGAACACAGAUUCGAUUACAAUAUAAGCGCAAACGUGUAACACAACGGAGCACGGAUGUUGAUUUCUUUCGCCCAAAACAAUGCGCAAAUUGCGAUUUUCUUCCUCCAAUCCUGAUGAUAUAUUUACACACUCGAUUCUUCCCCUGCGAAUGGUUCUCCUAUUUUCCACCACCAAAAAUUUUGUUGCACUGUCCUCGCGAGCUGCCGUUCAUCCUACCCACACAUGUUAUAAUAUUUUUGGAGAUUGAUUAUAAAUGAUAGUCAGCAUGUUUGGCUGCAUGUGAAACUUGCUCGCUGCUGCUGCUUAGGAUUAAAUGUGAAGAGAUUUGUCUUGCCGCUCGUGUAUGCACAUCGAUAUCGUGUGUAGCUGCGCUUCUUUGGUGGGUCCUAACACUCCUUUCCCUC